This is a messenger RNA of Chara braunii, 2448 nucleotides long. Lineage: Eukaryota; Viridiplantae; Streptophyta; Charophyceae; Charales; Characeae. The record is from the annotation of a GenBank genome assembly.
CUGGGUGCACUACUGGCAGCAGGUGGAGGAGGAGGUGCCGACCGACCAACAACUUGUGGCAGACCGAGGAGCCCGUGUGACGGUCACGAAGGAGGAGUUGACGCAGGCAAGAGAGAGGAUGCGCGUCGUGUCCCGCAUGGGAGCCACUCGUCGCUUGCGGRAGUCUGACAGGAGGAGGUGUCGUGGCGGCGGUCGCGGAGGUGGUCGUCGGGGCGGUCGCUGGCGAGGCGGGCGUGGAGGUCCUGGCGGGAGGCGUAGUGUCGCGAGUCGUGGAAGGGCGGUGGACGAGCUAGUACGCAAGCCUCGACAGCGAUGGGAUGAGGGAGACUUUUUGUACGAGAGCUCGUCCAGUGAUGACGAGGAUUUCUUCGGGACUGGCAGGCCUGCACAGGAUGGCGACAGCGAUUUCGACGACCGUCACCCGAACGUGGGCGACGACGAUGGCGCCAGUGGCGAUGAUCACGGUGACGGAGGAGAUAGGCCACGACCUGCACAUGGUGACACGAUGCGCGCCGACGGGGCAGGGGGCGAGCACCGCACAGCAGUAGAUGACGCUCGAGAUGGAGUGCAUGAUGAUGGUCCACGACCUAUUCCAGUUUCUGAGGACUCUUUCAGCGAUCACGGCGGCGAGGAGCGGAUCGAGCUGCAUGGCGGGAGCGGUCAUCCACGAGGUGACACUUCGAGUAUGCACGCGACAACUCCGAUGGGGCCUUCCGCAGCAGUCCCAGAAUCGCAACAGGGUCCAGCACCGUUGAUGCGUCAUCCCGAGGUUCAGGGAGAGAUCAGUCCUCUCCCGGCAGUGCGGGACGAGGGUUCUGUCCGUGCACUGCAUCCACUCACGUCUGCCGGAGCGGCAGUCUCAGUUGCAGCGACCUCGGAUGUGGGACAACCACUGGCAGCGGCGGAGCAAGAAAGUAUGCUCCCACCUCGCAGUGUUCAACCGCGGCCACCGCCUGCAUUGAUGGAGGGGAGUCAGGGGACCGUUGUUAAGUGUCAAGGCGACGAUCUCCCGGAACGUGAUAUCUCACACACUCCUGCAGCCGAACAGAGCGCCGCAGACCAUGUCGGCCUCGCAUGCCCCACCGGCAGUCUUCCGGGUACCGGCGAGUUACUGACCAUGGACUCUGCGCUCGUUUCUCUACCGGACUUGUCGACGUUGAUAUCCCCAAGUCUACCCCAUGUGUCACCGCCCAAGCCACAACAGCCUGUUGUCAUGGAGCGUGGAUCGGACGGGUUUGACGUGGCAGGAGGCGAUAUCGCCGAUAUGAUGACGAACCCAAUGGUGUCUGCCACGCCCACAAUUUUUCGUGUUGGCAAACUACGCGAGGUGGCCCUUGGUUUGGCGGAGACGGCGACGCGACACCGCCGCGACGGUCAGCGCAGCAUCGCACAACGCAGUCUUUCUCAUUCGUUUGACGGCGCAGAGGAAGGGUCUCCUGGUGGGCCAGUUGACACACUCGAAAGAGAAGCAAGACCCCCAAGUCCGCCGUCAAACUUAGAGCAUUAUCCGAUUGCCGCGGCUGUCGGGGCAGAUGCGGGCGUCCCCGUCAGAAACAGUGUCGCGGACGCGACAAAACAGCUUGUGGUUGGGUCAUCGGCGACAGCACGGCACGACAGAGCCACUGUUUUGCCGACAGUGGCAUUUUAUGCCAGCGGGAAGAGUACUGGGGGGAUGGAUGAGCAGGGAGUCCGGAAUGUUGGCAGGCCAUCUGCACCGUUUAUGGGGAAACGAUCCAUUGGGAGUGUGGAUGGUGCUCGGCACACCGCCAUGGCAGAGUUUGAGGACCKACACGGGAGUGCUUUGCCGACGAAGACGUCUGAUGUCCAUGCUACGAGAGCCGCAAAGGCGAUUAUCGGUCCCCCAAGAGGGGAAGGUCCGGUCCCAUACCUCGGAGAUGGUUAUAGUCAUUUGGUCGGGACGGACUUUGCCAUGCAGGCUUAUCGAAAGCCUCUUUACGGAGAUCGCUUUCUCGAGAUUUCCUACAUCUACUCUGGCGGAAGAGGACUUAUAGAGAUAUUGAUUGGAGCUUCAGGCGACAUCAUUCUUGCGGAGGAGCUUUACCUCAGGAGCGUCGCAGACGAGGAGAGGGCGAGAUGCAUGGCCUAUAUUUGCAAGAUUGAUCCAGCACCACCUCUCGAGAUCAGCUAUGUGGUUCCAAAGUCUAUAGCCACACGAGUUCUCAGUGACGAGGAGUCCCAGACGACAACAUUCACUCACGAGGGGGUACCGCUUAUUAUCAUUGAUUGAGAGUCUGGUUUCUGGUCUUCUCAUGUUGUCAGUGUCAAGUGYUYUMUGAUGUAUGAUGCAUGUUUGUUAUUUUCCUCCUUAUUUUAAAACAGGUUACACUCAAGGCAGCUCGAAGGACUCCUGAAUGAUAGGGACUCCAGUGACCUUGGGUCUAUCCUUUAUACGGGGUCAGGUGCAGGCGAUAAACCCGAACGCCUCAC